Mizuhopecten yessoensis (Yesso scallop) is the source of this 1588-nucleotide messenger RNA. RefSeq names its product innexin unc-9-like. The record is from RefSeq and is a predicted model, not a curated record. The transcript has 3 exons. The coding region runs from base 56 to 1381 and encodes 441 amino acids. NCBI's taxonomy places the organism in Eukaryota, Metazoa, Mollusca, Bivalvia, Pectinida, Pectinidae.
CACAGGCGAACUCACGCUACUAGCUACAUGCUGAAGCACAACGACCCCGUGGUAAAUGUCACACAGGGUUCCCUGUCUGUAUCACUCUACACACGGAUCCAGACGGCAGGCUCCAUCACCGGCUCUCGAGGUAAGCAACACCAUGGUUUUGCGGCCAAUUCUUCGCCAUUUGACCCAGUCCAGUCUCCGCCUGAAUGACCAGUGUGGGCGACUCAACAGUACGUGGACUGUUGGGAUCCUUGUUCUGUUUUCUAUCCUGACGGGUUGCCUCCAUACGGCGUACGACCCCAUUACUUGUUGGACACCCUCCGAGUUCCAACCACAGAUGGUAAAGUAUGCUGAUAAGAUCUGCUGGGAAAGCUCAACAUACUAUGUGAGGAUUGAAGACGUAAAUAACAACAAUGAACCAUUGGCUAGCAAUCAUUCACCAAUGACGAAACCGCCGUAUCGCUGGAUACCGCUCAUUCUCCUCGUACAGGCAUUGUUGUUCAAGCUUCCUGACAUUGUCCUGUCAGUAGGACAGGGCCUUGUGGGGUUCCGAUUUACGAAGAUUUUGGGACUUACAGACGGUUACGAGACCCUUAACAUGGCUGACCGAGCACAAAUGGGGAGACAAGUAGGACGGUACGUGAAGAGCUGGAUUGAUUCCACUGUGUUGAAGGGAUGUCCGUGGGGAUGGCUUACUCUGCUGUUUCUGUUCACAAAGCUUCUUUACUUCAUCAACGUCAUCACACAAUUAUCUAUCAUGAAUGUAGUUCUGAAGGCAGAAAACCAGACUUCAUUUGGACAGCAAUUGGCCGAAGAUAUUUCGAGCAAUGAAACUUUGACUUGGCGAACCAUAGACCCUAAACUCCCGAAAAUAGUCUUAUGCGACUUUUCCAUUACGCGAUUGAGCUUCACCCACAGUUACACUGUUCAGUGUUCGUUCAACAACGUCACGUACUACGAGAUAAUGUUUGGGUUCUUGUGGAUGUGGAUGGCGAUCGUGUGUGUCAUCACGGUCUUAAGUGGCGUGGGCCAGAUUCUUAUCGUUCUAGUGCCAAUCUUUCGCAGAAGGUUUGUCAAGAGUUAUCUGUACCUGUCCGGUGAAGUGGCACCUUCUCCUUCCGACAACGACAUUGCCCGGUUUGCAGGUUCAGAGAUAACGGAGGACGGCGUAUGUAUAUUGAAGGCGAUCGGCGAGGCGUCGUCUGAACACCUGGUCAGGGAUGUAGUCCUCUAUCUGUGGUCUACCACACACGCUCAACAGAUUGAAGGGACUAGAAAUCAAUGCGUGUAUCCGCCAAACGGUAACUAUGGUAGCACACCAGAAACUCACCAAUUGCAAGAGUUCCCUCAUCAGCCAACACGUGUGGGUGUCUACCAUCAUGUUAAUGACUGAGGGCUGAAGCAUUGUUCUUAAACAUUGUAUCUUCUCGUGUUGACCUAUACGUCAUGCCAAAAGUAUACAGUGAAAUUAAUUAAGUGUUUAGACGUUCCCUAUAUAUGCGGCUGGUAGAAUUCUGGGCUUUUCGAGAUACAUGCACACAAUGAAUAAUGAUAUGUCAUUUUACGGCCAAAUUAAAGGUAAUCAGAUGUAGAAAAAUAC